CAGAGCAGAAAGAGAGCUGUGACCACCCAUUCCGCCUUCACGACUGACAGUGCGCUCAGCUCCGACGCAGGAGUGAGAGACAGUGACAAGAGACCGGCACAGAAUCCAGCAAUGCUGUUUAUGUGGGUCAGCUGACACAGACAAGCAGGCCCAUGUCGGUAAGGUCAGGAAGUCGACACAAUCUGGCUCAGCAGUGGAUAAAAAUACAGAUAUAUCACGGUCACGUCGAAUCAAAGCGAUAUUGACAUACCAAAACUAGUGUGGAGGCCAUGUGAAGCUCGGAAUGCGGUAAAGAGCAGCCAUUGGACUGUGUGGAGCUUUGCUGAACAGGCUCCUCAGUCACCAGCAUCAAUGGACAACAGUGUGCUCGCCAUGAACUAACCUUGCUAUUUGUGAAGGGUACAAUUUGUUUGUUUUUCACUUUGAUAAAAAGACGGCACCAUGGUUCUGCCACCACCAGACAAGCGGCAUGUGUGUUUAACCACCAUUGUGAUCAUGACCAGCAUGGCCUUCAUGGAUGCCUACCUUGUGGAGCAGAACCAGGGCCCACGCAAAAUUGGGGUCUGCAUCAUUGUCUUGGUUGGAGAUAUUUGCUUUCUUAUAGUCCUGCGAUACGUGGCGGUAUGGGUUGGUGCCGAGGUAAGGACUGCGAAGCGUGGCUACGCCAUGAUCCUCUGGUUCCUCUACAUAUUUGUUCUGGAGAUCAAGCUGUACUUUGUCUUCCAGAACUACAAAGCUGACCGUAAAAGUCUGGAGACAGUAGCUCGGAAGGCAUUGACUUUGUUGCUAUCGGUUUGCGUACCUGGACUCUACCUCGUCCUGGUCGCGCUCGACAGUAUGGAGUAUGUAAGAACCUUCCGGAAGAAGGAGGACAUGCGGGGUCGACUCUUUUGGGUGGCACUUGACCUUCUGGAUGUCCUGGACAUCCAGGCUAACCUUUGGGAGCCUCAAAGGACAGGUCUGCCCAUCUGGGCCGAGGGUCUGAUGUUCUUCUACUGCUACAUCCUGUUGCUCAUCCUUCCUUGCGUUUCUCUGAGCGAGAUCAGCGUGCAGGGCGAGCAUGUGUCACCUCAGAAGAUGAUGCUCUACCCGAUCCUCAGCUUGGUGACCAUCAAUAUUGUCACCAUCCUCAUCAGAGGCGUCAACAUGGUGCUGUUCCAAGACAGCAGAGUCUCGACCAUCUUCAUAGGGAAGAACGUUGUUGCCAUUGCCACUAAGGCCUGCACCUUCCUGGAGUACAGGCGACAAGUAAAGGAGUUCCCCCCACAAGAUCCAGCCGGGAUUGCCAUGGAGAUACAGCAGAACUCUGUGCCACACAAUCAAACUCUACCAAACGCCACGACCACCCUCCCAGAAGAGCCCUCACCGGCCCGUGAGGUCAUUGACACGUGACCAGAGCUGACAAAAACUUGAAAAGCCUUUAGUGUUAUGGGGGAAAGAAGACAACCUUCAUGAGUUCAGACCGGCACAUGAUGAAGUAUCCUUCUGGUCUCUUUAGAAUACUAUUUUGAAGAAUUUUUAAUGUCCUACUCAUCUAAGCUGAGUGUUCAAAGACCAUUGAUGCUCAGAUGCACAAAUGGUGGCUUCACGAAAUCCUGAUUUUAACCAGAUUUUGUAAUUUCAAGCAACUGUUUUGUGAUGUUAGAUAUGAGAUGUUUGUUUCAUGAGAUUUCUGUUAUGGUGGCUCUCAUUGCGCUCCACAUGGUAUCCACACAGAUUUCUGUAGAAUCUGAAUGCUCAUCAUUUUCAGAGUUUAAAGUUGCCUUGCCCCUUGUGUGUUCAUUUAUGAAAUAUUUUGGUUAGAUUUAAUAUGCUUUCAGAUAUAAAUGAGUGUCCAGUACUCUCAGAUUACCGUGUACAAAUGCUUUUCGUACUUUUUGAAUUUUUAAAAUAUGUUCCCUCUUAAAAUAAGUGCAUAAAAUCCCAUGUAGGCUUGCUGAUGAUGAGCGAAAAUUGAGAAAGAAGCAUACCAAGGUCAGUCCACUCCUACCAUAAUCUGUAAACAGUUCUGAAGUAAAAAGUGAACUGCAAAUUAUGUUUUGAAGAUUUAUGUAGUUUGAAGAUGAAAAUGAUUUUUUUUGUGUGUUAAGAAGUGAGCAUGUUUUAAAGUGAAACAACUCUCACGGGGUUCUUUUCCUGGGGAUUACAAUGGGAACUAGAAACUUUUAAUUUGCCAAAUUUAAUUUCCAGUCUUUAAGAGUUUUGUACAUGUGUAUAACGAGAACAGAAGACAGAAUGAAACAAAGUUCAUUAAAAAACAGAUGAUAUUGGAUGGUAAUACAUGAAUUAAUAUAUAAUCCAGUUGUAUUAUAAUUAUAAUUACAAUUAUUUUUAGUAUCUUGUUUCUUUUCUUUUAGGUGUGACAUUUUAAAUGUUGCAAAAUGUAA
Messenger RNA from Carassius gibelio (silver crucian carp), 2387 nucleotides. RefSeq names its product transmembrane protein 121. Bases 442 to 1392 code for a protein of 316 amino acids. The record is from RefSeq and is a predicted model, not a curated record. The transcript has a single exon. Lineage: Eukaryota; Metazoa; Chordata; Actinopteri; Cypriniformes; Cyprinidae.